Messenger RNA from Nematolebias whitei (Rio pearlfish), 1110 nucleotides. RefSeq names its product selenoprotein T, 2 (gene selenot2). Gene Ontology annotation, molecular function: thioredoxin-disulfide reductase (NADPH) activity. Gene Ontology annotation, biological process: cell redox homeostasis. Gene Ontology annotation, cellular component: endoplasmic reticulum membrane. Lineage: Eukaryota; Metazoa; Chordata; Actinopteri; Cyprinodontiformes; Rivulidae. The transcript is spliced from 6 exons. The record is from RefSeq and is a predicted model, not a curated record.
GAAGAAGAAAUAACCAGGAGGAGUAGAAGAAGAAAAAGAAGACAGCCGCGAACAUGGCAGAGUUCGGUUCGACCGGCCUGCUCGCGGUUCUGUUGUUCUUCAUGGCUCUCACACUGCGGGACGUAUAUAUCGGCAGGUCGAACCUGCGGCCCGGUUCGUCCCCGGACACCGAACUGAACCCAGAGCCGAGUUCCGAGACCGGGAAACCACCCAAGGCCGCGCUGUACACCGGGCCGAUCCUCCGGUUCCGAUACUGUACCUCCUGAGGGUACAGUAAAGUCUUCCAGGAAUAUUCCCACGCCAUCAGCCAGGUGUAUCCAGACAUCCGUAUCCAGGGAGAAAACUACCCCCCAACCCCCUUCAACAGGUACGUCGGUAACCUGAUCUCAUACCUGAAGCUGCUUUCCAUCCUCCUCAUCAUCAGCGGUCAGAACCCCUUCCCCCUCCUCGGCUACGACACCCCUGCGUUCUGGACCUGGACUCAGAACAACAAGAUCUUCUCGUGUCUGAUGGCGUUCUUCGUCUGUAACAUGAUGGAGACACACUUCCUGUCUACGGGAGCCUUCGAGGUCACUCUGAAUGAUGUUCCUGUUUGGUCGAAGCUGCAGUCCGGUUACGUCCCAAACAUCCAAGAGAUGUUCCAGAUCCUUGACACACACCUAAAGAUGAACUAGGUAGAUCCCAGGACCUUCGCCUCUACUUAGAGCUGCUAGACAGCUGUGCUAUGUUCAGGUGUCCUGGCUCAAUGGGAUGUUCAGCUCCUGGCGUUAAUGAAGGCACAGCCUUAAAGCAGACUCUGCCGGGCCGUGCCAGAUGUCCCCGCCUACAGGCAAGAGCUCCCAUGAUGCACUGGGUCACCACACAGCGCGACUGCAGUCACCUGAUGAAACAAAAACCUGAGGAUGUCGACUCGUCUCGCUGUCCAAAUGUUCACCUGUCAUUGGUCGAAAUGUUUUGCUGGAUGUUGUUGUUUACUUCCUGCUUUUUUAAGUGCUGAUCCACCUCAUGUUCGGACUGGUCCUGGUACUAAUGGAUCAAUUCAGCCCAAUUUCCUUUUGUUCUCUAAACUACUUUUUUUUUUAAUGUUUCUGCUUUAAUUGUGAAAACAGG